Messenger RNA from Fibroporia radiculosa, 1377 nucleotides. RefSeq lists its product as uncharacterized. The transcript has 2 exons. Lineage: Eukaryota; Fungi; Basidiomycota; Agaricomycetes; Polyporales; Fibroporiaceae. Gene Ontology annotation, cellular component: nucleolus. The record is from RefSeq and is a predicted model, not a curated record. Gene Ontology annotation, biological process: regulation of DNA-templated transcription; nucleosome assembly. Gene Ontology annotation, molecular function: histone binding; DNA binding. The coding region runs from base 1 to 1377 and encodes 458 amino acids.
AUGUCGUCCUUCGCUGCUCUCAUGGCCCUCAGUGCCACUCAGACCCGCCAGGCUGAAGAAGCUGUCCAGUCCGCGCUCGACGAGCGCCGGCGUAAGGAGGCCCAGAGACGCAAAGAGCAGGAAGAACGAGAACGCAAGGAACGGGAGCUGGAGGCGAAGCUGCGCAUGAAGCGUUUCGAGGACGAGAAGAGAGAGCAAGAGCGGCAGCAGCGACUGCAGCAGGAACUCGCCGCCAAAGAGCGCAAGUUCCAGCAGCGAGAGGAGCAGGAACGCGAUCGUCUGCGAUAUGGGCCCAAGAAGGCGCCCGCCCGCACCGACAAGAGCGGCUACCCCGUGUCCAAUGCUGCUCUCCGCCACUCGCGUACCUCGGACGACGAGUCGUCGAGUGCCCUCACCCGUGAGGAAAAGCGCAAGCGCCGUCAGGAAGCCGAGCUGCGCUACGGCGUGAACGCAUCGCGCCGUGUCGGCCAUUCGUCGAGCUAUGGGAAGGCGGGCAGGCGGCUACCAGGAGGAGCAAUGGACAUCACAACGACGAAUACGACGUUAUCGGACCCGGGCAGCUCGCUGUCUGUGCGCCAGCGCCUCGCUGCGGAGCCAGCAAUGCUCAUCAGGCUGAACGUCAACAAGCGUGACACGCGUACCAUUGACGAGAUCAUGCAAGACCGUGCAAAGGCAAAGACCGGUGCGGUGUUGCAGGGCGACCAGGCCAAAGAAUUCAAUGACUGGUUCGGCAAGAACAAGCAGAAGGACGUAGCCAGGAUUACUUCGUCGCAGACGGGCUCUGCUUCGACUUCACGGGCAAAUACGCCUGCUACUGGUAGCCAGCCCCCUCCAAAGGUGGCGAGCGGCUCAGCGUCUCCUGCUACUCGCCCAUCGAGUCAACUUAAAUCCAUCGCAACACCUGCUAAGCCUUCGGCCAGCCAACGUGCAGUUAUACCCAAAGCUACUCCCUCCAAACUUGCACCUAAUAGCUCCGUGAAGCCACAAGGAUCGUUGAACAAGGCAUCUGCCGUCUCCUCUAAGCUUGCCGCUUCUGCAACUCGACCGGCCAUAAAGAAGAGGCCACGAUCGCCUUCUCGCUCACCUUCACCUCCACCGAGGAAGCGCGCUAUGUCCUCAGGUCCAUCGCAUAAUGAUAUCAGCCAGGAGAUCUGGAAAUUGUUCGGUAAAGACCGCUCGCGAUACGUUGCUGCGGAUGUCAUGAGCGACGACGAGGACAUGGAGGCUGGUGCACGCGACCUAGAGAAGGAGGAGCUAAGAAGCUCGCGCAUUGCCCGCAAAGAGGAGGAACUUGCACUUGAGGAAGAGCGCCGCCAUGAGGAAGAGAAGCGGAGGAAGAGAAAGGAGAGAGACCGGGAUACCCGUAAGGGUCUGUGA